Messenger RNA from Exophiala bonariae, 1641 nucleotides. RefSeq lists its product as uncharacterized. Gene Ontology annotation, cellular component: plasma membrane. Gene Ontology annotation, biological process: transmembrane transport. The record is from RefSeq and is a predicted model, not a curated record. Gene Ontology annotation, molecular function: transmembrane transporter activity. NCBI's taxonomy places the organism in Eukaryota, Fungi, Ascomycota, Eurotiomycetes, Chaetothyriales, Herpotrichiellaceae. The coding region runs from base 1 to 1641 and encodes 546 amino acids. The transcript is spliced from 7 exons.
AUGGGCCUCGGAGUGCUAGAAGAUACUAAGCUUGACCAUGUCCCUGGCACUGUGCUUUUGAACGAUGAAGCAGCACACUCCGAAGCUGUUACUCAGGGUCUGAAGCACGGUAAAGGAAGAAACGCACAUAUCGUGUUAUCUCCUCAGCCUAGCGAGGACCCAAAUGAUCCACUGAACUGGCCUCUAUGGAAAAAGGAAGUUAGCAUUGCUAUCCUUUGCCUUGGCGCAAUGCUGAACGCCGGCACUAAUGGCCCAUUCCUGAACGCUUCUUAUUACUCUAUGUCUCUUCAACUCAACACAACCAUUAACACAGUCGUCAUGGCAUCUGGAUAUAAUCUACUCGCUGCCGGCUGCAUCGGCCCCUUUGUCUCUGCAUUCAGCCGAAAGUAUGGAAAACGCCCGGUCUUCUUAGUCUCCACGCUUUUCGAUAUCGUCGGAACGGCAGUCGGCCAGGCAAAGAUCGACUACAAAUACCUCCUCGCAGCACGUAUUAUUCAGGGCUUCUCCACGUCCGCCUUCGAAUCUCUGAUCGUCUCAGCGGUUGGCGACAUGUACUUUGUCCACGAACGUGGCCUCCGGAUUGCCGUCAUUAAUUUUGUGCUCAAUUCGGCCUCCAGUUUGGCUUCAAUCAUUUGUGGUCAGGUCUUCCAGAGUCUCGGUUGGCUGUGGCUGUUCCACAUGUUCCAGAUAUUUCUGGUACUUCAGUUCGUACUUAUGUUCCUAUUCUGCCCAGAAUCGACCUAUAUCCGUGAUUCUCGAUAUGACACCGAUGUCGUUGUUAAUGAGAAACUGGAAGAACUCGUGGUAGUGGAACACGAACACAAAGCCCAGGAGGGCGAGGCAGGGCAAAACCCACUGGCUACUGUUCCGGCAAAGAAGACAUUCGUCCAGGAGCUCGCAGUCUGGACCGGCGUGUACUCACAUGACAAUGUGUUCAAAUUCCUCCUAGGCCCUUUCCUUACUCUACUCAACCCUGCUGGGUGCUACGCUGUCCUUGCCUCUGGUAUACUUAAUAGCUGGUACGUCGGUUCAGCCAUUAUCCUAGCCGGUAUCUUUUCUGGUCCUCCUUGGAGCUUCGAUGCAGCGCAGAUCGGCUAUCUCGGUGCAGGCCCGUUUGUUGGAGGUCUCAUCGGCUCCCUCUUUUGCGGCUUCUUCGGUGACUCCUUCAUCAAGAUCAUGACAAAGAGGAACAAGGAAUUCCGCCUCGUGUUCAUGCUUCCAGCUGGUAUCCUAUGUGGAUUUGGAAUGUUCUUCUUCGGUUACACACUGUCUAUGGGCUCGGCGGCCGUCCUUUGUGCCUUCCUUCAGGGUGUGAUGAUGGUUGGUGUCUUGAUCGGAAUCUUCGCAACCCUGUCCUAUGGCCUUGACUCUUUCAGAAGUCAGAGCAGCGAGAUUUUCGUCAUGAACAUGCUCUUCAAGAACUUCAUGUUUUACGGCCUCUCCAAUUUCGCCAAUCCUUGGGUCGCGAGCAAGGGCCCCAGAGAGAUUAUGUAUGUCUUUGGUGGAACCUCGGUUUUCCUGUCCAUACUCGCUAUUCCAGUCUACAUCUAUGGCAAGCGCCUUCGAAGCUGGUGGACGAGACAUGAUCUCUUCGUGACCUUGAAGAUGCAAACCUCGGGACCAGAAAGCCACAUGGGCUGA